This is a messenger RNA of Poeciliopsis prolifica (blackstripe livebearer), 1604 nucleotides long. RefSeq names its product transmembrane protein 154 (gene tmem154). Bases 116 to 652 code for a protein of 178 amino acids. Lineage: Eukaryota; Metazoa; Chordata; Actinopteri; Cyprinodontiformes; Poeciliidae. The transcript is spliced from 8 exons. The record is from RefSeq and is a predicted model, not a curated record.
AAGUGGCUUGGUUUAAAAAAAAAAAAAAACGUUAAGUCAGAUCAGGAAGUGUGAUGCUGUGACAGGACAGGAGGAAACAGGCUCAGAAUGGCAGUGUGUGUCUCUGCUUGAUAACAUGGCGGCCCCCCGGCUGAAGACCCCGGCUCUGAUCCUGCUGCUGCUCAGCGCUCUGACCGGGACAGCAUUUUGUCAACACAAGACAUCAAAUGAAACAAGAAAAUAUAACAGUCCAACAAGUAAUAACGUUUCCACUACAACUCCUCCAGCUUCUCCAGGGACUAAUGACAGAUCCACAAACACAACACAAGGAGAAGUUUCUGAAGAAUCUGGUUCAGGUGAACCUGAUGCUUCACCAGAAAUUGUGCUUAUGACUGAUCAAUCAGGAACUGAAAACGGGGAAAUUGUUGACCUACCCAUCCUGAUUGGUGCGGUUGUGGCGAGCGUUAUCAUUGGUGGAAUCAUUAUCAUUGGCGUUGUUGUCUGGCGCAGGCGCAGUAAAAAAGCAUGGAACCAAGAGCUUACAAAAGAAGACCCACACUUGGACGGACCAAGCUCAGAGAAGGUCCCUAUGCCAAUGUUCGAAGAAGACGUGCCAUCUGUGCUGGAGCUGGAAAUGGAUGAACUGGACCAGUGGAUGAAGAAAGACUGUUAGAGGAUGACACAUCCCAAGCCGAGCUUCACUUCCAUCUUUCAUAUUCCAACUCUGUCUCCGCUGUUUUUCCCCAAUCCAGAGGUGCUUAUUUCUUGUCAGGAGUGAACAGUGAUAUGCUGGACACAACGCAGCGAAGCGCCUGUCUCAAAGGAGCUGCACCUCAGCGCUCGGGUGGAGCAACACCUCCUGGUCGUCCCUCAGUGGAGACAAACUGCUACUGACGAUGUCAUUACUAACGCUUUUUUGAAUGUGUUUCAAUGCACAUUUCAUCUGAUCUUUUACAUAUAAAACACAGAAGAAAAAAAAACUCAACCAAACGUGUCCUCAGUGAUACUAGAUUCACACAAUUGGUCUGUGUGUGUUCAGCUCGGCGUGUAAUGGGAAAAUAAUCCUCCCCAGCCCUUCCAGAUGACUGCUCACUGCUCCCCCGGUGGCUUUUCCUCUUGCUCAAAUGUUACAUGACUCCCUCCAGCUGCAGGUUGUAAUGACUGUGGGCACGCAUGACGGAGAACAUCUGUUUGUCAUCGUUUGCAGAACAGCUCUGAAUUUACACAGAGAUCGUUUUUAUUCUAGGUCUCUCGGUCUCGAAGCGACGAGACUCCGGCUUCCGAGGCUUUUGAUAAAUUAUUGGCCACUUUGCAAAAGCGGCUGUUGAUCAGAUAAGAGAUACCAGAUGAAUAUCUUGACUGAGUUCCUCUGAUCGCCUGAUGCUUCUCACAGAUUUUCUUCCCUGCCGGUUUUGCCUGUGAAAGUUGUCGGAUGUGAACGAGUAAACACUGAUGCAGAUGUGAGUUCUUCCAGAUUCAGACAGUGUCGGACGCGAAUUUGCACUGUAAAUAUUUCAAUGCCAAAAUAUGUUAUUGUGACAUUUCUGUAAAUAUACAACGUGUGGAGUUUUGUUUGGCUUGUGAAGCUCUUCACUUCCAUGAUUAAAGUGUCCCGAUGAAAAGAC